GCGUGGCGCCACCGUUCCCAGCCAGACCUGUGGGCGGCCACCGGCGGGCUAGGCUUCGAAAUGGCCUCCCCGCCGCGGUGCUCCCGGACAGACCCAGACAAGAACUGCAAGCUGCCCCCACCCUCGGCCCCCACUGGUGGUUACUCUCCCGGUAGGCUGUCCUGGGGGGCCCUAGUGAGAACCUUAGGCUGUUUCAAUCUGUCGAUCCCGCAGAGGCACAGAAACGUGCAGCUGCUGGCCACUCUGGACCCCCUGGCCUCCAGGGAACCACCACCGCUGCUGCCCAAGAAGCAUGAGGUACCGGAGAAAUUGAUCUGGGGCGACCAGGACCCUCUCUCCAAGAUCCCGUUUAAAAUUCUGAGUGGCCACGAGCACGCUGUGAGCACUUGCCACUUCUGUGUAGAUGACACAAAGCUCCUCAGUGGCUCCUAUGACUGCACCGUGAAGCUGUGGGAUGCGGUGGAUGGUUCUGUGGUUCGUGAUUUUGAGCCCAGGCCCAAAGCUCCUGUUGUAGAGUGCAGCGUCACAACCGACAGCAGCAGAGUCAUUGCCGCCUCCCAUGAUAAGACGGUGAGGGCCUGGGACCUGGAGACAGGGAAGCUGCUGUGGAAGGUCAGGUAUGACACCUUCAUCGUCUCCUGUAAGUUUUCUCCUGAUGGUAAAUAUGUGGUCUCAGGCUUCGACGUGGAUCACGGAAUCUGCAUCAUAGAUGCUGAGAACAUCACCACCAUUUCCGUUGUCAAAGAUCAUCACACAAGGUCCAUCACGUCCUGCUGCUUUGACCCCGACAGCCAGAAGGUGGCUUCUGUCUCACUGGACAGGUGCAUCAAGAUCUGGGAUGUUAGGUCCCAGGCCACGCUGCUCACCAUCACUAAGGCGCAUUCCAAUGCAAUCUCAAACUGCUGUUUUACCUUCAGUGGCCACUUCCUGUGUACAAGCUCCUGGGAUAAAAACUUAAAAAUAUGGAACGUCCACACAGGGGAGUUUCGAAACUGUGGAGCCUGUGUGACCCUGAUGCAGGGCCAUGAAGGUUCCGUCAGCUCCUGUCAUUUUGCCAGAGACAGCUCUUUUCUCAUUUCUGGAGGGUUUGAUAGGACUGUGGCUAUUUGGGAUGUAGCAGAAGGCUACCGGAAGCUCUCCUUGAAGGGCCAUAAUGACUGGGUGACGGAUGUUGCCGUCAGCAACAACAAGAAAUGGAUCCUGUCUGCUUCCAAGGAUAGGACCAUGAGACUGUGGAAUAUUGAAGAAGUUGAGCAAAUUCCUUUGGUAAUCAAGUACAAAAAGGCCAUGGGCUUAAAGUUGAAACAGUGCGAAAGAUGUGACAGGCCUUUCUCCAUCUUUGAGAGUGACACCUCUUCUGAAAUAUUCACCCAAUGCGUGUUCUGCCGGAUAGAUACAAGGGGCUUGCCAGCGGAGACUUCAUCAUCAUCAUCAUUGGAAAGCGAGAACUCACCGUUGCCGAGGGGAAGCAAGGGUGACUGACAGCCACAGGACCCUUUGGGUGGCAUGAGCACAGGCUACCUAGCAUGCAGGUUUCGGGGCUCUGCAGGGACUUUCUCUUGCACCCCUCCCAGGCUCAGUAGUCCUGUUAGACUGGGGCAGAACACAAGCCUUGGCUGGGCUCUCAGCGCUUGGGAAGUGAACACUUUAUUUUCUGUUUUCACGCAAAAUAAAUCUAAUUCCUUUGGAAAA
Messenger RNA from Saimiri boliviensis boliviensis (Bolivian squirrel monkey), 1692 nucleotides. RefSeq names its product WD repeat domain 88 (gene WDR88). Lineage: Eukaryota; Metazoa; Chordata; Mammalia; Primates; Cebidae. Gene Ontology annotation, molecular function: protein binding. The record is from RefSeq and is a predicted model, not a curated record.